GUAAAUAUUUAAUCGCAAUAGCAUCUGUACCACUUUGAGAAAAACCCAGCUAUCAAUCGGCUCCAUAGCAACUCAGAACAUUCACAGAUAAUGCGGAUCAAGUGAAGCGGAAUUGAAUCAUAAAAAAACACGAAAUGGUCGUCCAAUACGACCCCAAGUCAAAGCCAUUCCUGGGGAAGCCCACAGGCUUSCUGAGGAGAGGAGUCGUAURCAGCACCAGAGAGAGAAUUAUUYAUCGCUUUGGAAUGUUCCUGUUGGUGUUCCUUGUCGCAUCGUCCCUCUACAUCAACCAGGGAGUUUCCAGGUCGUUGUCACAGCCAAUGAUCCGUAGGCCUGCCGACAGUCUUGAACACGUGAUAGAGGAGGAAAAGAAUAAUCAUAUUUUUGAAAAAAUACAUGGUGGGGAGCCGUUCGAAGAAUCAAUCAAGAACGAUAGCACUAGCCAUAACAGAAUCAACACCCAAAUACCAAGGGUUGCCAGUUCCCCCAAAGAAGAUGAUGUCGACCUAACUGACACGGUCGAAGUCGCAGACUACACCGAAAAAAAAAUCGCUCUCGCUUCUUUUGAGAAUGAAAAUCGAAUCCAUCAAACAAUAGGUACCGAAAAUCCAGACGCACGCCAUCAAACAACAGGUACCGAAAAUCCAGACGCACGAARUUUCGAAGAAUCUAAGCAAAGCGGUGCAACUGAAMACAUCAAAGCCCUCGAAAUCUUUGAAGAUAAUAGAUCACCCCAGGAAGAUGCUUUGAACCCUGCAAUUUGGCCUCAAAUCGAGGAAAUGACACCCGAUUCAAUUAAAGACAAUGAAAAAGCCAKGACGGGAGAAAAGAAGCCCCGACUUUUCUUGCACGUUGGUCCUCAAAAGACUGGCUCGUCAACCUUUCAAUCAAUGCUAGAUAAACUUUCAGAGUUGACAGGCGAAUUGAUGGGCGACAAUAUCUACAUCCGUCACAUCCUAGCUGCAGAAGGGGACUUUGACUGCGAAAUUGAUCAAUGGGGGGCCUAUCUAAAUUGUAGAGCUUCGGAAUCGUUAAAAGCCUUGAUCGAAAAGGCGAAGAAAAAUGGAAAGGAUCUUCUUUUGACUGAUGAAAACCUCGGCAKCACCUUUGUUCCAGCUUUGAGAGACGUUAUCAAUGAUGAGGAUUGGGAUGUGACCGUGAUUGUAAUUUACAGACGAAUUCAUGAAUGGUUGGUUAGUUGGUACAAUCAGAUCAACAAGACUACCAAUAAGGGUGCUGAUGGAAAUGUCCUAUUCAAUGAAAAGGGGGAUCCAUACAGAACCGAACAUCUUUUAUGGCCUGAUCAAGGAGGUUCUUACGUUCCCAACUUUUCUUCGUGGUAUGAAAACUUCACUCAGUACUGGAAACCGGCUGAAAUUGCCAAAAAACAUCGAAGYAUUGAAUUCUAUAAUCUUUAUUCUGAGUCCUUUGAUAACGUGCUCCUCUAUAACCUACACCAAGAAGAAGGGGACAUGGUUACGAACAUGAUUUGCAAAGUUAUCGGUGCUAAUCAUGCRUGUGGAAAAAUCAGAAGUAACGAAAUCAAAUUGAGAAGGAACAAUGGUUCUAUAAAUUUGGAUCUWGAUAUUCUGUCAGUGUUUGCUUAUGAUCAGGGUUAUAUCGCAAAGACUCUGGCCAGGAAAGAAGUUGUCAACGCGGUGGCAAAGUAUAUGAAGCAAUCGAGCAAGGUCCUCCCUCGAAAAUGUAAUUCAGAAGUGAUAGAUCAGAUUCGYAAUUGGUUGGUUGACACWGAGAAAGUCGUUGUGGGAGAUCAGAAAUGGUCGAACGCGGCGAAAGAUGACCUAUUGCAGGUCUAUGAAUCUUACGUUGCAAAAGGCAAGAUGUGUGAUCUGGACAAGGAUGCAAUCCUUCAAGACGAGGAUUGGAUGAACUUCUUCAAAUCUAUUGGGAAGGAAAAGAGACGAAAAAUUGUGCUGCAUGUCGGGCCUAUUGGUGCUAAGACGAUCCAUAAUACCUUGACAACACUGUCAGGAGACGGAAAUGCAUUGCAGAAGGACAACUAUACCCUUGUUGAUAUUGAUAAGAAUAACCAUUUUGACUGUGGARCGGAUGGAUGCAAGGCAUCACCGACCCUCAAAUCCUUAUUCUUGUCUGYAGAUGGUGUGGAGAAGAAUCUUAUUAUUGCGGACGAUAAUCUUGACGAACGAUUUGUCGAAGCGUUCAAGGAAGCAAUUGAUGAAACGAAAUGGGAUUUAAAGGUUGUUGUGGGAUACAUAAGACUGGACCAGUUGCUUCUUAUGGUGUAUAACCAUGAAUACAACUACGAUGACCUCGACCCGGACUCUAUCCAUUUAUUUGGUCCGAAUGAUUCCGUCAAGCGAGAAAAYCACUCUAGGUGGCCAGAUGAAGGGGGAAUCACGAUACCCAGCUUUAAUAAGUGGUUCCRUGCGAUCGCMAAAGAUUCCACCAUCGAGCAAAUCAAGAAGAUGAACAUGCACAUGCGAAAUGCUUACGUAUCUUCGUUUGAUAACGUUGAUUUCUAUGCUUAUCACCAGAGAGACGAUCUAGUGAUAAACUUCUUAUGCAAUG
Messenger RNA from Pseudo-nitzschia multistriata, 2550 nucleotides. NCBI's taxonomy places the organism in Eukaryota, Bacillariophyta, Bacillariophyceae, Bacillariales, Bacillariaceae. The record is from the annotation of a GenBank genome assembly.